Molecule: messenger RNA, 1682 nt
Organism: Lytechinus variegatus (green sea urchin)
Lineage: Eukaryota; Metazoa; Echinodermata; Echinoidea; Temnopleuroida; Toxopneustidae
Product: N-alpha-acetyltransferase 80-like
Exons: 4
Coding region: 108-866 (252 amino acids)
Biological process (GO): protein acetylation
Cellular component (GO): cytoplasm
Molecular function (GO): acetyl-CoA binding; N-acetyltransferase activity
Source: RefSeq, a predicted model, not a curated record
GACACGUGCUGAAUUUACGACAUGAGAGAUAGACGGACGCAUUUAAAACUGCGCUACGAUUAUCUUUGAUUAACCUCAUUCAAUCGGGAUUUGGAUUUUGAGUCAGGAUGAUGUCAAUUUUAGCUUUACAUGAAAAUACCCACCUUACAGAUGGCUGUGUUGAAAUUUUGAAUGAUGAAUGGCCAAGGAGCAAAGCUGCUAGGUUGCAUUCUAUUACCAAAUCAUGUUCUACACUACCAUACUCAUUGGUUCUGGUAGAGAAUGAAAGCACAGUUGUUGGAUAUUGCAGGCUGGCCAAGGUCAUCAGUGAUGACAAGAGUGUUCUUGUAGAAUCUGUUGUAGUAGACAAGAAGCGGAGAGGACAAGGGUUGGGUAGAUGUGUAAUGGAGAUGGCCGAACAACAUGCAGCAAAAGCUGGAUUCCACAGGAUGUAUCUCUGCACAAAGGAUAAACAAGGGUUUUAUCAACAUCUAGGAUACUCCUUCUGCAAGCCUGUCAACACAGUCGGAGCCAUGAUGCUAGAAACCUGUGACUGUGCAGUUGACACAAACACACCACUACCGGUCAAAGAUUCAGGAUCUAAUUGCUGUAAGUCUACUGAUGCUGAAGCCAUAUCAUCAAGCCAUAUCAGCAACUCAGAAACCAUAGAAAGUGGAAACAAGUGCUGUAAAAGCAAAGAGACUGCACAUAGUUCAGCUUCUGUAUGUGAUGGUGAUAAGGAGAAGAAUGUGGAAGCACCACCUUGUGAACCGCCAAAGGGCAUGGCUCCUCCCCCGCCCCCUCCUCCACCUCCAAUAGCCUUAUCCUCCACCAAACCAGCACUCCGUAUUGAUUGGAUGGUAAAGGAUGUUGUCCAUAUAGCAUAGCAACCUCAGAUGUCUUUCUAUACCAGUAGACUGUUUCAUAAAGCUGUUCGUAAAGGUACGCCUGACUUUGUGAAUCACUGGCAUGUUCUUACAUGCAAGCUUGUUUUUCAAUGAUCCGUCCAAUAGGUAGAAAUCAAACACGUUUUCAGGCAACUCUUUCUCGACCAUCCUUUUUUUUCAUAUUUUAUGCACAAGGUCUCAUGAACGAUGACAAAUUUGAUAUCUAAGUUAUGAACUUGUUUCUGAAUAGAUUGUGUAAAAGCAAGAAAAGGCUUAAAAUCGUAACUUGCUGGUGCAAAUAGAAAUUAACUAGCACCUCAUUCUAUUGGUCUAACUCAGUCAAGCAUGCAUUAUGAAAGUUGAGAUUAGCUUCAAAUGAAAGAGGGGAAACAUAUUUUUUUAAUUGAUGUACAAUCUCAUGAAGCAAUCUUAUGAUUAUGAUGGCAAAAAAUUACACUGAAUUCUGGUUUCCUUUUUCUUGUAUAUAGCACAAGAAAGGGUCAUCCAGUUGUGCAUGAAGUCAAUCUGAACUUACUAACAGCUUUAUAAAACACCCACCAGUGCUGCUAUUCAGUUCAUCUGUGUCUCUGCCAAAGUCUAGGUCCAAGGCCAAGUUCCAGCUUGAGUCCUGAAGGCUGCAGAACUGAACUACUUGGUCUUUCAUUUAGAAAUCUUUAGUUGAAUUUCCUGUAUAAAUUACACUUAUUUACCGCAUAUAUCAAAACUGUCCAAUGCUGAUGCGUGCUUUUGUCACAGUGCACCAAGCUGACUCAUGUUGCCCUGGUUAUCCAUGCUACUUUAUUCGUGAGUCCACUG